AUGCACAUCCAGUUCUGGACAGCGCUCCAAAAUCACCGCUGGAGACAUGCCUUCAACACCUUGAAACAAUGUGCACUGCUGCUAUACCAAAGCCAGCAACGUCGGCUCUGGCAUCUCACAGCGGGCGGACCCCACGGCUGGAGUAUAGCCGAGUUCAACCAAGAUCUCAUCUUGGAAGCCAGGGAAGAGCUCUUCAACGAAGAGCGCGAUAACGCACUCGCAGCUCUCAGACAGGCCACCACUGCCCCCAGUGUUAGUGUCACACGAAACCAACAGCCCAUCAACAACAGACCUCCAACCAACCUAAAGAGGCCCAUCUCCCCUAGCGCGGAAAACGGUGACCACAAGAAGAAAGCGCGCCCCUUUCGAGACACCACCAACUCAUCCUCCCCUUUCCCAUGUUGCGCUGUGUGCCUCGGCCGCAAUUCCCACCGCACAGUCGAGUAG
Messenger RNA from Suillus clintonianus, 447 nucleotides. RefSeq lists its product as uncharacterized. The coding region runs from base 1 to 447 and encodes 148 amino acids. The transcript is spliced from 2 exons. The record is from RefSeq and is a predicted model, not a curated record. Lineage: Eukaryota; Fungi; Basidiomycota; Agaricomycetes; Boletales; Suillaceae.